GAUCGAUUUGCUCUCGUUGUAAUCUUCAAUUCCGAAUAACCUCAUAUUGUACUAUGUUUUCACGUUGGUUGUCACGUGGUAAAAAUGACUCCUUCUCUAUACCUGCACUUAUACAAUAUCAAACUCCAAGGAUCCAAGUGGGUUCCGGCAUCCAACUUUUCGAUGGACAAUAUAUUUACUUUAGCCUUGAAUAGUCUCGCACUACCUACCCAAUGUUCCUUGAACAAGUUUCACCCAUCCAAACUUUCAAAGUGGCUAAAAUGACAAGGACUUUUGCGCAAUCUAGAUGAUGAUAGCUCGAACUGUGUAUGUAUACACGAAGAGUUUCUCCAUUCACACGGUCACAUGUAUAUUAACUUACCAAAAUUCCAUUACAUCCUUUCAUCAGGUGCUCCUAUUGGAUAUCGCCGGCAAGUGGGGCAGAAAUCAUGGGCGGCAAGAACAUGACUGUCGCCCAAUCAAUUAACAUCCGAGAUACCUAGCAUGCUGAUACAUCUCUCCCUCUCUCACUAAUGUGUAUCUGAUCUUUGAAUUUCAAUAGUAUAUAUCCAAAUUCCACCCCAUUCAACACAAGUUGUGUCUUACUUUACAAUGGGCGAACUAGAUGAAUUAGUAUCUACUUUACUCGGUACUUUUACCAGUGGCAUAAGACUUCUCAGAGCUCGUCGCAAAAGACAGAAAAGCAGCAGUGGAAAGACCGAUCAUGACAAUUGCGAAGAAACUCUUCUCAUCAAGUCAUUCAAACAAUCCAGAUCAGAUAUUCGAGAGGCAUAUACGAGAGAAUCUAUCAAGUCUGGUCCUAAAUUCUCUGACGGUGAUGCGAAAGCCCGCUCUUCACUAUCUACCAUAUUGUCACGACUAAACACUGCUUUCACCUCCGCGGUAGUAUUAUUUUCUCGGGGCAAAGUCAAGCCUGCCGAUCAAGAACUCUUCAUAAAACUCUCGAACAAAUCACGCACGGAAGCAAUCAAUACCCUCGACAAUCUCUCCAAGCGAUUAUCAAAAUCUUCUUCAUCACUCGUAUCUCAUGACACUGUAAACCCAAGUAAACCCCAUCGUCGAAAACGACAUCGUAAUCCUCCUCCAACCUUACCCACCCAACCGACCGCUCUGGGACCAGCCACAAAAAAUGGUUGGAUCCGAUCCAAACCCACCAAAAACGAUCUCCCAAAAUCCAAGACCCGAACCCAGAAAUCAACUCUGACGAAAUCAACACACAAAGAGAAGCCAGCAACGUCGCGACCCAUCACGCUGCUUGAAAAACAAGAGUCGCCACCCAAAACCGCAGUCGAAAAUCGAAAAUCAGGCUUCUCGUUUGCUUCCGAUAGCACAAAACUCGGCGAAAUCCCCGAAUCCAAAAUGGCGCGACUACUCGCCGGUGCUGGUGCUGGUGCUGGUGUUGCAUCACAUGAUAAUGAUUCUCGAUACUAUCCCACCGUGGUGGCAUUUCCAUUAGCGCCGUAUCGGGCAGAGCCUCCGAAACGACGGUUUGGUAUGGGAAAACUUUGGAAACAUAGACCGGCUGAGAAGGAGUUUGUGUAUGGUGGUGGUAGUGGCUGAAUGGUAUUGUAAUUGUCUACUAGGUAUUAUCUCUUGGAUUUAAUAUAUGAUUUCUUGAAUGUGUGGUUGUGUGUGGUUUUCAUAGUGUGGAGAUGGUCAAAGUAUCUAGAUUUUGUAUGCUGGAUGCUGGAUGGCUUUGCGUUGGCUUUUUUUUUUUUUUUCAUUACUGGGUGUGUGUGUGUGUGUGUGUGUGAAUUUAUGAAUGAAUGAUUGAAUGAAUGCCCUUAAUUCA
Botrytis cinerea B05.10 is the source of this 1792-nucleotide messenger RNA. RefSeq lists its product as hypothetical. Bases 592 to 1560 code for a protein of 322 amino acids. Lineage: Eukaryota; Fungi; Ascomycota; Leotiomycetes; Helotiales; Sclerotiniaceae. The record is from RefSeq and is a predicted model, not a curated record. The transcript is spliced from 3 exons.